GGAAUUUGUGAUUUGGGUGAAGAUAGAAGUCAUGGCUGGUCCAGAAAGUGAUGGCCAAUUCCAGUUCACUGGUAUUAAAAAGUAUUUCAGCUCUUACACUCUCACAGGUAGAAUGAAUUGUGUACUGGCCACAAGCGGAGGCAUUGCUUUGUUGGUCUUAUACUUCAAGUUAAGGCCUAAAAAAACCCCAGCUGUGGAAGCAACAUAAAUGGAUUUUGAAAUGUCUGACCUCAUCUGUGAAGUCCCAAGCCUGAAGA
Molecule: messenger RNA, 257 nt
Organism: Peromyscus californicus insignis
Lineage: Eukaryota; Metazoa; Chordata; Mammalia; Rodentia; Cricetidae
Product: ATP synthase membrane subunit K, mitochondrial-like
Exons: 1
Coding region: 32-208 (58 amino acids)
Source: RefSeq, a predicted model, not a curated record